GCCAGAAGAACACGUACUAGCAGAAGAAUAUAAAAUAGUGGAAAAUGUACAAGUUGACCAGCUGUCACUGAUGUCCCAGCUGUUUUCUGUCUCUCUGCCCCCUUGCGGGGAGUUGCGCAGACGCGUAGACCUUAGGAGACAGCCGGUCCCCAUGGCAACCGGACGCUACUCCGCGGCGGUCUCCACGGCGGGUCUGACUGCCGAAAGGGUUGGGCUCGCUGGGCACUGCGGACUGGAGCGAAUCAAAGUUUUGCCAGCGCAUGAAAAGUUCCCGAAAAUGCCUCAAAAAGCAGUGAAGGUCAUGGUUGAAUUGGAUCUCCAUGCGGUGACAUGUCCUGGUGUGUUUUUGGCUGACAAAGAUGAUGUCUACCUCAGUGUGUGCCUCAUGAAUCAGUACAAGAAAACCGAGUGUGUUGCGCCAGUCUUCCCCUUUCUGUUUAAGGAAAAAAUGAGAUUUGAGAAGGUAUUUAAGCAUGCAGUUGACCCAGCUGCUGUCGCUGAGCUGUUGGAAUGGGAAACUGCAAAAAUUGAGCUGAUACAGUUAAUUCCGCCAGUGGGUGAAACAUUGGCGUUUUAUGAAGAAGAUGCCCGGACCUUUUUGUUCCCGGAGCCUAAGCUGGCCCCUUCAUACCCUGGAGUGGACAGAGAAAUACUAAUGACGCGAGCACAUGUGUUCCCUGGAAUUGCACCAAGGCUAGAAUUUUCCACUAGAACCACCAUUAAAGAAUGCUGCUCAAAAAUAGAGAAUGGGAUUUGUACAAAUACUCCUUUGAAGGAAGCUUCAAGAAAAAUAAUCCGGAAGAAGGCCCAGAAGUUAGGAUGCAAAUUAUCCAAGAAAGCAAAUCCUUCACCAGGGAAGAAAAGAGCCCCUCACAGUAAAGAGCAGCGUUAUGACAAAUCAACAGGGAUGUCAAAGUUGAGGUCUGUGUCACCUGCCACUCGGAGGCACAUAGCGGAGCUGUCGGAGAAUAACACUCAGAGACUUGCACAUCUCAACCUGGGGCCAAACCAGCAAGAGUCCAGCCCCCACUCCAGACCUGACUCUGCAGUACGACAUGUCCGUAACUCUUGGCCACCUGUGACAUCAACACAACCUAUUUCACAAGCUUCUCUUAGGAAAUCCACAUCAAGAGAUAUUUCUCCAAAGGCUCGUCUCUAUGUUGAAGACUCUCAUGAAACAACUAGGUCAAAUCCAUCUGCAGAGGGGAUCCCUAGGACUCUGGAGGAUGCGUUUUCAUCUACAGACACAGAUGAUCUUGUUAAUUACACCUUGAAUUCUAGUUCAUGCCUGAACUUGAAAGAGCUGAAGAGAUCUCCCCCUAACUCAACAAUGCAGCCUUCACAAAGCCAGUUUAGGAACUGCUCACCUCUGAAGCAAAGUUCUCACAGCACCUGGGAAUCAAUCCAUGAACGAGUGCGAAGUCUGCUAACAUCUGUCAGCGCCAGGGAACGACUUUCCUUAGGAGCUACUGAAUCUGAGAUUGAUGACGUCCUCCAGCGACGUUCUGUCUCGCCAAAAUCUUCCCCUCACUGCAGGUCCCCCUCAGGACAAUAUUAAGGAGGCAAAGGUUCUUCAAGAGCAGUCUGUGAAGUUACCAUGUACUGUACAUUUUCCAAGCAUUUCUUAUCUCCAAUGUCCUGUUUCAAUUUUAUAAUUCUACAUUAAUUUUAAAACAAUAUAGAAUUAUAUCGGCACCUGUUUGUUUGCUCUCCAAUAGUAAAUGCUGGAAUAAAAGAAGAAAGUACUGUA
Molecule: messenger RNA, 1750 nt
Organism: Lepisosteus oculatus (spotted gar)
Lineage: Eukaryota; Metazoa; Chordata; Actinopteri; Semionotiformes; Lepisosteidae
Gene: spata6l
Product: spermatogenesis associated 6-like
Biological process (GO): spermatogenesis
Molecular function (GO): myosin light chain binding
Source: RefSeq, a predicted model, not a curated record